Nothobranchius furzeri (turquoise killifish) is the source of this 2085-nucleotide messenger RNA. Its product is annotated as Alpha-aspartyl dipeptidase-like. Gene Ontology annotation, molecular function: serine-type peptidase activity. The record is from RefSeq and is a predicted model, not a curated record. Gene Ontology annotation, biological process: proteolysis. NCBI's taxonomy places the organism in Eukaryota, Metazoa, Chordata, Actinopteri, Cyprinodontiformes, Nothobranchiidae.
UUUGUCUCACGUGACUCCUCCUUCACUCAGCAGCAAAACUCAGCGUGGCUUUUAUCAGUAUCUGUGUUUCUGUAAGUAGAAAAAAACGAUCAUAUCUAUUAAAGGCAACGGGCAUCGAACUGGUCACGUGUCUGGGUACUGAUAUGGGUCGUGUGGUUGGACUCUAAGCCGGAAUUUCCUCUGAACUUUGAGCGCUGCCGUCAGCGGAAUCCCAGCUGGACUGUGACCCAGACUUGUGGACCCGGUGACUGCAUUCCCGGCGUUUCCCAGCCGAGUCUGUGAGCUGCUGAGCGGUCAGAGAUGAAGAGGAGACUCCUGCUGGUGUCCAACUCCACCCUACAUGGUGGAGGCUACCUGGACCACUGUCAGCAGCACAUCUGUGACUUCUUUGGAAAGGAUGUGAAGAGAGUGCUGUUUGUUCCUUAUGCUCUCCAUGACAGAGAUGCCUACACAAAGACAGCCAGGAACAAGUUCAAAACGUUGGGUUAUGAGGUGGACAGCAUCCACGAGGCUGCAGAUCCCGUGGCUGCCGUUGGGGGGGCCGAAGCCAUUUUUAUCGGAGGAGGAAACACCUUCCGGCUCCUUAAGAGUCUUUAUGACAAUAAAGUGGUGACGGAGAUCAGGAGGAGAGUGAUGGAGCAGGACGGCAUCCCCUACAUGGGCUCCAGCGCUGGCACCAACGUGGCCACCAUCAGCAUCAACACCACCAACGACAUGCCUAUUGUCUACCCUCCAAGCUUCUCUGCCAUUGGCCUCGUCCCGUUCAACAUCAACCCACACUACCUGGACCCCGACCCCCACAGCCGCCACAUGGGGGAGACCAGAGAGCAGAGGAUCACCCAGUACCACGAAGAACCCGACACCCAGAGUGUGUUGGGUCUGAGGGAGGGCUCCAUGCUGCUGGUGGAGGGAAACAAAGCCACGCUGUUGGGAUCAACGAAGGCCCGACUCUUCAGCAGGGAGAAGCCCUCCAUGGAGUACGAUCCAGGCAGCGACCUCAGCUUCCUGCUGACAGACACACACUGAGCUACGAAAGGUCUGAAGGAACAUCACCAUGGAAACCAGACAUUUUUAUGUUGCUGGUCCAAACAAUAAAAGUUAGCAUGAAAUGUGUGUCUCUUCGUUUGAGCUCCCACUGAUGUUUUAUGUUUUCUGCUGCAACCUGUGACAAUGCUAUCGAUACUAAAUCAGCUGAGACAAACCUCCACACGUUAUAAUGUUUAGCAGAUGGAAGGUCUCGCAGCUGCUUCCUCUGCGUCGGCCAUCUUAAUCAAACAUAAACAGCACAAGUGUGAACAAAUCAGUUUAUUUCAUUCCAAGAGUGAAAUCAUCUUCAUCAACUGUUAAUAUUUACUCACCAAGUGAAAGAAUACAUACAUCAAAAAUAGUUUCAUUUGCUCGUAGCAGGAGGAAAGACGGAGUGCUAUUAAAUAUAAACACAAGCAUACUGCUGCAGGACGGGAGUCAACAUGAUUAAGUUGUUGUUCUGCAGCCAAAUCUGCCCAAUUUCAUUUUACAGUGCAGUAAAUUCACCGUGUUGUGACUAAAGACCCCUCAGGAUGGUUCCCACCUUCCUCCCAAAGUUUUAUUUCUGCAGAUUUCAGUUAGUUCAAACAGUUUAAUUCUCUAAACGUCUACGUUAUGGAGCGGCAGUUCCCACGCUAAAGGGAAAAACAAAAUAAGAGGAUACAUUAGAAUGGUGUCCAACUCUAAACCAAAAUAAAAACACACCCAAGUUUUACCAAAAGCAACAAGCAUCUGUUUCCUGCACCAGUCAGCGUGACAAUAAAAUACAUUUUACUUUUCAGUCUCAAGCGUGAGUGCUGCUGUCAGGCUGUGGUUUCUGCACUAAUUCACCUUCAUCACCAGUUCACCUGUUAGAUUAGUGCAUCACUAUCCUGGAAAUAAGAGUGAUGCUCAGAGACAGCAGGCCGUGUGCACCAUCAUAUUCAUGUUUUCAUAAUGCCAGCCCAAUAUGGGCAAAUAGCAUUUUUCUCCUUUUAAGUAUAUUGAAGCGUGCACACACACACACACACACACACACACACACACACACACACACACACACACACACACACACACCCC